Molecule: messenger RNA, 981 nt
Organism: Diaporthe citri
Lineage: Eukaryota; Fungi; Ascomycota; Sordariomycetes; Diaporthales; Diaporthaceae
Exons: 2
Coding region: 1-981 (326 amino acids)
Biological process (GO): peptidyl-hypusine biosynthetic process
Molecular function (GO): deoxyhypusine monooxygenase activity
Source: RefSeq, a predicted model, not a curated record
AUGGCACCCACGGCAGAUUCUGUUGAUCCCACAAUCAGCGCCCUGCGAGAGUCGCUGUGCUCCGAGGACACCCCACUGCCCGUGCGGUUUCGCGCCCUCUUCUCACUGAAGCACCUGGCCACCCAGUCACAAGAUGCCAGCGCCGAGGCUGCCAUGGAUGCGAUCGCAAAGGCUUUCGCCUCGCCUUCCGCCCUGCUCAAACACGAACUGGCUUACUGCCUCGGCCAGACCCGCAACCUCUACGCUGUCCCACCCCUGCGAAAAUGCCUAGCCGAUCUCGACGAAGACCCCAUGGUCCGACAUGAGGCCGCCGAGGCUCUCGGUGCGAUUGGCCACUCCAGCAACGUGGAUAUACUCUGCAAGUACAGGGACCGGAAAGGCGAGAACGUGGCAGUCGUGGAGACUUGUGAGAUCGCCCUGGACCGUAUCGAGUGGGAGAACUCAGAAGAGAGGAAGCAGGAGAAGUUGCGUCAGAGUGAUUUCGCCUCCAUCGACCCUGCACCGCCGAUGCCGGAAUCCACGAAGACUGUCGAAGAACUCGGCAAUGAGUUGAUGGACACCAAGAUCCCUCUGUUCAUGCGCUACCGGGCAAUGUUUGCUCUGCGAGAUCUCGCUUCACCCCCGGACCUCCCAACUGCAGUCCCUGCCGUACACGCUCUUGCAAGAGGAUUCGACGACCCUUCCGACCUCUUCCGCCACGAGAUCGCCUUCGUGUUCGGCCAACUAUCCCAUCCAGCGUCCAUUCCUGCCCUAACAUCCGCGCUUGGCAAUCAGAAGGAGGCCGGCAUGGUAAGACACGAAGCCGCCGAAGCUCUCGGGAGUCUUGGCGACGAAGAGGGCGUCGAAGACAUCUUGAAAGGCUUCCUCAAUGACCCAGAGCGCGUGGUCCGGGAGAGUGUCAUGGUAGCCUUGGACAUGGCCGAGUAUGAGAAGGGAGAGCAGGCAGAAUAUGCGCUCAUACCAGAAAGCGCAACGGCUUAG